This is a messenger RNA of Folsomia candida, 2689 nucleotides long. RefSeq names its product XK-related protein 4. The record is from RefSeq and is a predicted model, not a curated record. Gene Ontology annotation, biological process: phosphatidylserine exposure on apoptotic cell surface; apoptotic process involved in development; engulfment of apoptotic cell. The transcript has 7 exons. Bases 307 to 1998 code for a protein of 563 amino acids. NCBI's taxonomy places the organism in Eukaryota, Metazoa, Arthropoda, Collembola, Entomobryomorpha, Isotomidae. Gene Ontology annotation, cellular component: plasma membrane.
UCACUUUCUCGUUUUCUUUUCUCGUCGUCUUUUUCUCAUUCGUUCGUAAAAAUAAAAACCGUGGUCAAACUUUCUUUCUGUUGCAUGUUUCGUGUAGGUGCGUGGAGUGUAAGUUACACGGUGUAAUGUCAAUACUGUCCUCUUCUUCGUGAUAGCUAUUUGAAUUCUCUCGAGUUUGUUAGAGAGAUCAAAAUUUUGCACCUGCAGUACUGAUUGUGCGAUGUCAUGUUCAUGUCGAUCAUCAUUGCUUAGUCAAUAUUCACUCGAUCCUUAACUUCAUCUUCAUGGUAUGCAAGCUGUGACGGAAUGGGAGACGUUCCAUCUCCGAUGAUGGAGAUAAAUGGAGGCACUUCUAGUAGCAAUUUAACUUCCGAGUUGCAAAAAACGAGAAGAAAGAAACAACAGAGAGAAGCAGAAGACGUCGCAGGGGGAGGAGGAGGAGGAGAUGUCACCACGUUGGAUUGUGGGUGUGGUGAAUCGCAGUGGUUGCAAUGUGAAGAUCAGACGGAUGGGAUACCUGAAAGUUUGCGCUUCAACUGGUUUGAUAUUCUCUGCAUCAUUCUGUCCAUCACGACGUACGUAGUGGACUUGGGAAUGGAUAUCUAUGUGUCUUACGUCUACUACUGUUCCGGCUAUUAUUGGUACUUUGCCCUUGCUCUGAUCUUUAUCAUCAUUCCGAGCGUCAGCAUGACGGCCUUUAGCUUGAGAUGGUAUGUCACCGACAUGGACAAUCAGACAAUUCCGAAACCAUCCUGUACCAAGUGGAUUAUUCGCACUGUAUUUUUGUUGCUACAGCUUGCUCCAGUUCUGAGGUACUUUGACGCUUUAAUUUAUGGUCUCAAGAGUCGAAAAGCUGCGGAGAAGAAUGACCGCCCAAAUCAGUACAAGUAUUAUGCAUACAUGAUCAAUGAAGACGCAGACUCAACCUUGUUACGACUUUUUGAAGCCUUUAUGGAAUCUGCACCCCAAGUGACACUGCAACUAUAUAUUUUAAUUUAUCACUUUAAUGACCCCACCAGUCCGUUCAAAGAUCAAGACGGAAGCAGAGGAUAUAUGAUACAAGUUAUAGCUGUAUUGUCGUCCCUUGUAAGCCUUGCUUGGUCAUUGUCUGUAUAUCAUCGCUCGAUUCGAUAUGCACAACAAGAAAAAAUUAAUAUUUCGUAUAAAGGAACUCUUUUACAAUUUGUAUGGCAUAUUUGCAGCAUUAGUGCUCGUGUUUUUGCUCUGGCCGUAUUUGCAGCGACGCACCCACUUUUAAUUUUUCCCGUUUGUAUUGCCCAUUGGUGUGCAAUGGUGGCAUGGCUGAUUGUCCAAAGAACAAAAGCAUGUGAGAAUCACUGCGAGGAAGCACUUUUUAAUCUGAUUGUCGCUUUUAUCUACGUUUUCACUUUUUUUAACGUUCGAGAUGAACCUACGCGAUACAAAUAUUUGACGUUUUACAUUAUCUGCUUUCUGGAAAACAGUUGUCUCCUAUUUACAUGGUUCUUUUCGUUUAAUCUCAGCACGCCGGAUAUUUUAUGGUUUAGAAUUUCUGGUCUUGUUGGAGAUUAUGCAGUAUUUUUCUUGGGAAUUUUGUCUAUGGUAUUAUAUUAUGUGUACUUUCACCCCUCCGUUGGGGUACAUCAAUCCGAUCAAAAGAACCCCACAAAAGCGCCUUCUAACGCUUCAAUUUCAUUUCCGUCCGAUCUCCCAGUUAGAAGCAAGGCAUUGGCAAGAAAAGGGUCCAUGGACACGUCUCAACUGGCGGGCGUAGUGAUUGGAAAUGGUGGAAGCAGCAGCAGUCAUCAGUGUGGGUCAUCAUCUGCUUCUCGUUCCCGAAAUGUAAACUACUAUGCUUCAGAAAAUUCUACACUUGCUGCUGAAACAUGUAGACAACUUAUGAAUUCAAUUCCAAAAGUUGACCAUGAAGAUGCUACUGCCACUACUACUGCGCCCAUCAGCUCCGUGACCAAAGACCAAAAACAAACGAGAACAUGUAGUGAUGAAACGAGACUAUAAAAGUAAAUGUCGCCAGUUAAGCGUAGUCAUACAUUCAUACAUAACCGUUGUCAUUAGUACGUCUAUAAAAUAGCUUUUGUGUGAUAUGCCCAAGGCUGGUGAGAAAUGUUAGCUUUUAUCUAUUAUUGGCUCGUUGUAUUUGCUACAAUGCGCAAUUUUAGCUAGCUCAGAUAAGUUGUGCCGUAUUAGGAAAACAAGUAACAAACAAAUCUAUAUUCAACUUCCAUAUUAUUAUAUAUUGCAUAGUAUUGUACAAGUCAAAAUUACUAAAUAAUACCUCAUCAUAAUAAUUGUACAUCUUCAUCUUCUCAACAUAGUUUUACCGAAAAACUAUUAUUGUUUGUUUGGUUAGUAUGCAUUAAACAUGGAUGCUAAUUAAUAUAACAUAAUCUGUAUUUAUUUAUCACAUUACUGGCGUACCUAUAAAAUAAUUGUUUAUUUCAUGACGUACCUUAAUCAACAACUAUCUCACCGAACUACUUAUACAAUACCACUUAUUAGUAUUAUAUAUAUACGAAACAUACAUAUUUAUUUAAAUGUAGGAUACAUUAUUAUAUAGACUUUAUUUUACAUAAUACAUACGUGCGAAUCGAGUAUAACUGAUUACAAAUUGAUUCCCAAAAAUACAGAUUAUGUAAUAUGCUGUGAAAGUACAAUAAAGAAAGUGGUCCGACUGUUGUGAAACUCGUAA